AUGGGGAAUGUGGUCGGGUCGUUUUUUUCCGGGUUGGGUCGAGCCAUCGACAAACUCCUCGGCCAUCCUCUUGAGUUCCUGUCCGGAAAAUCCUGCAACUCUGUAUGUGCUCCAACAUGGGAUUUCAUCUGUUACAUCGAAAAUUUCUGUGUUGCUCAGUUGCUCAAAUUUGUUAUGGUGGCAAUGUUGGUGUAUUUCGUGCUCUUAUUCUUAUACCUAUUGUACAAUCUUGGAAUCUGCCAAUGCAUUUGCCGCACGCUCUUUAGAAUAACGUGGGCUUGUUUUUCCACUUGUUUCUCCUCGUUCGAUUUUUGCUGCUCGUAUUUAUGUUACAAGUUACGAACGAUAAGGAGAUUGCGUAAAAGGAGAAGGAGAAAGAAGGACAUUGAAGAAUUUGAUGGACAAACGAGCCCAUAUAUCUCUAGUGAGGAUGAUGAGUACGAAUUAGAAGAUAAGUCUAUUGAUAGUUAUUUUGAUCACAGAGGAUCACGUUUUAGUCGAAGGAGAAAUUAUAAAGUCGAGCAUUUGAGGAAGUCUUUAAGGCCGACCAACCAUCGAGCACGAGUGGAGCUUUCGGGUCACUUGCACGGGAAAAGGGCUUUGAAGAAUAGUAUCGAAUUUCGUCAUAAUUUGCUACACGAUCAUAUUCGUGUGAACAGAAGUUCAAAAUUCUCGCAAAAGGGUUCCAAGGGUAAAAAUGGGAUUCUUCGUCACAGGAGGAGAUAAGAGUUUUUAGGUGAAUGUAAGAGUAAAAUUUUUAGUAUUUUUUGUUAGUAUGUUAGAUUUGAAAUUGUGAACUUUCUACUGUUAGAUAUGUAUAUUUUUAAGUGACUUCAUGGUCUAUUGAAGAUCAGUAUAUUAGAGAGGACUUUAUAUAGCCACCAAUCACAAGACCUAAUCACAAUAUAAGGAAAACUUGCGCUAUACGAAACUCUCUAACUAAAGCCUAUUAAAUAUUCACCAAAUAUACUACAAGAUAUUUACAGAUAUGAUAACAAAUUCAAUAUAAUUUUAUAUUGCUAAUAAUAAAUAUCAUAAUAUUUUUACUUCCAGUGCUGAACAAAUUCAAACAAACAAAUAUUUGAGUUGAUUAAACAAUUCUUAAAAAAGUUUGUUUACUAACGAAAUUUCGCUCUAAUAAUAAACGAACAAAUACGAAUAAUGUUCGAAAAUAAUUAAACACGAGCUGGAAUUGCUCAAACUCGGUUUGUUCUUUCAUUUAGAUAAAAUAAUGAAAUCAGCUUUUAGGAUGUUAUGUUAUGUUUGCUCUAAUCUUCACAUAAUUUUCUAGUUCAUUAGGUGCCCUAUAUCCGUAUUAUUACAUUAUGUAAUUAAUGAUUUUUUUUUUUUAUGAACAUAAGAGAAAAAAAUAAGGAUCUUUUGGUGGUAAGAAAUAGCAUAAAGAAAAAGAAAAAUAUGCGGGAAUAGAGAAUAUC
Striga asiatica is the source of this 1436-nucleotide messenger RNA. Lineage: Eukaryota; Viridiplantae; Streptophyta; Magnoliopsida; Lamiales; Orobanchaceae. The record is from the annotation of a GenBank genome assembly.